GCAAUUUUCUUGGUUAGUGAAGCUCAGGAAUGUCGUCCAAGCGGAAGAAUCAGAUGAAGGAAGCCCCCUCCUGGACAAUGUAAUCGGGAGGAUGACUCUGACUGUUGUAAAGCUGGAAAAAUGUAUUCAAUCUACACUUGCUCACCACCAAUGUCCGGUAACACCCAGGCAUACCUCACUCUCAACAGCUUUGAGGCAGGUGGUGACGGAGGAGGACCAUCUGAAUGUGACGGCAAGUAUCAUAAUGACAACACUCCAGUUGUUGCAUUAUCCAGUGGAUGGUACAAUGGUGGAUCAAGGUGCCUUAACAACAUCAGAAUUAACAGUAAUGGGCAUAGAGUGGUGUCCAUGGUGGUGGAUGAGUGCGACUCUACCGAGGGAUGUGAUGCUGACCAUGAUUAUCAGCCUCCUUGUCCCAACAACAACGUUGAUGCCUCCAAGGCUGUCUGGAAAGCCUUAGGUGGAUCCGAGGACAACUGGGGUGGCUUGGAUAUCACAUGGUCCGACGCUUAGUUACAUUAGAGUUUCUCCAAGUUGUUGCUUAUGUUCUUUCUUCUUUGGGGUUUGAUUAUGCUAUUUUUGUUGUAUAUAUGCGUCUA
Messenger RNA from Rosa rugosa (rugosa rose), 599 nucleotides. Its product is annotated as putative ripening-related protein 1. Bases 121 to 513 code for a protein of 130 amino acids. The transcript has a single exon. NCBI's taxonomy places the organism in Eukaryota, Viridiplantae, Streptophyta, Magnoliopsida, Rosales, Rosaceae. The record is from RefSeq and is a predicted model, not a curated record.